GUGUUAUAUUUGCAUUUUAACGCGGCCAUGUCAGUCACAGGACAAUGGAAUCUCAUUUGGUGGCGAUAUCUGGCUGAUUUGAACGAAAAAUGAAAGUAGUUUGUUAAGACGUAAGGCCAGGUAGAGAACAUCAGUAAUAACAGUUUGUGUUUUCACAGACAGCGUCAAGUUACCUAGGUUAGAGAUAAACAAGCCAGCCAUUCUUGGGUAGCUGUUUCCUCCUGUUAAGAAACAGUUUUCGACAUGAUCCUCUCUCGCGUAAAACCAGCCGUCGGAGGAGAGCCACCUGUGAGCAUCAGUGAGAAGAAGAAGAAAAACAAGACCAAUGUUCCCCGAGUGGAUGAAUACCUGGAACAGAGAGAUUACCUCGGGGCCUUGACACUGUUAGAGUUUCAGAGAAGUAUUGGAGAGAAAGAGGAACAUGCAGACCUCUGGAUUGGCUUCUGUGCUUUUCACCUGGGUGAUUACAAGAGAGCUAUGGAGGAGUACAAAGCUCUGACCAUGAAGCCUGACUGUUCUGAUAGUGUGUGGGUCUACCUGGCCUGUGCCCUGUUUUUUCUGGGGCUCUAUAAAGAGGCUGAAGAGGCUGCAUCUAAAGGGCCAAAGUCCCCUCUUCAAAAUCGGCUCCUUUUCCACUUGGCUCACAAGUUCAACGAUGAGAAGAGGCUGAUGGGCUUCCAUCAGAACCUGGAGGAUGUGACAGAGGACCAGCUAAGCUUGGCAUCCAUCCACUACAUGCGCUCCCACUACCAGGAGGCUAUAGACAUCUAUAAACGCCUUCUACUGCAGAACAGAGAUUACCUGGCUCUGAAAGUCUACGUGGCUCUGUGUUACUACAAGCUGGACUACUAUGAUGUGUCCCAGGAGGUGUUGGCUGUGUACCUGCAGAGCAUCCCUGACUCCACUAUUGCCCUCAAUCUCAAGGCCUGCAACCACUUCAGGCUCUACAACGGCAAGGCAGCGGAGGCCGAGUUGAAGAACCUAAUCGACAUCUCCUCAUGCUCCUUUGAGUUUGCUAAGGAGCUUAUCCGACACAACCUGGUGGUGUUUCGUGGUGGGGAGGGGGCGUUGCAGGUGCUGCCUCCAUUGAUCGAUGUGAUCCCUGAGGCCAGACUGAACCUGGUCAUCUACUAUCUCAGACAGGAUGACGUCCAGGAGGCGUACAACCUGAUACAAGAUUUGGUGCCGACAACACCUCAGGAGUAUAUUUUGAAAGGAGUGGUAAACGCGGCAUUGGGACAAGAAAUUGGAUCAAGAGAUCACUUGAAAAUCGCUCAGCAGUUCUUUCAGCUGGUUGGAGGCUCAGCCAGUGAAUGCGACACUAUUCCUGGCAGACAGUGCAUGGCCUCCUGCUUCUUCCUCUUGAGACAGUUUGAAGACGUUCUCAUAUAUCUCAACUCUGUCAAGGGUUACUUUUAUAAUGAUGAUACGUUCAACUUCAACUAUGCUCAGGCUAAAGCAGCCCUUGGCAACUACAAAGAAGCAGAAGAGAUUUUUCUUCUGAUUCAAAGCGAAAAGAUCAAGAAUGACUAUGUUUAUCUCAGCUGGCUGGCACGCUGCUACAUAAUGAACCAGAAGGGUCGGCUUGCCUGGGAGCUCUAUCUGAAGAUGGGCACUUCCUCUGAUUCCUUCAGUCUGCUUCAGCUCAUUGCCAACGACUGCUACAAGAUGGGCCAGUUCUACUAUGCAGCCAAAGCAUUCGAUGCCCUGGAGAAGCUAGACCCAGGAUCCAACUACUGGGAGGGCAAGAGAGGGGCAUGUGUUGGCGUCUUCCAGCUCAUACUGGCGAACAAAGAGUCCAAGGAGAUACUUAAAGAGGUGGUGCUCCUGCUGCGAAACUCUGGAAACCCCCAGGUUGAAUAUAUCAUCAGAGCUCUGAGGAAGUGGGCAAAAGACAACAGAGUCCUCCUCUCGUGACUGCCUUCAACAUUCAAUUUCAUUCACUACAGAUCUGUGCACACCCACAGCAGCUACUUCAUGCAUACAUUAGCAGUUAUUGUCGUGAAUGUGCUAAUUUCACUUGAAAUAAUUGAAUGAAUAAUAUCUAUGCCCCACGAAGCAAAGAAAUAGGGAGUUAUUGUUAUACUGUACUUUGUUUUGUAUUGACAACAUGUAAACUCUGAAUGCAAUUAAUUAAGUACGUGUAUAUUUUUAA
Molecule: messenger RNA, 2155 nt
Organism: Scomber japonicus (chub mackerel)
Lineage: Eukaryota; Metazoa; Chordata; Actinopteri; Scombriformes; Scombridae
Gene: ift56
Product: tetratricopeptide repeat domain 26
Exons: 18
Coding region: 244-1917 (557 amino acids)
Biological process (GO): intraciliary anterograde transport; intraciliary transport involved in cilium assembly
Cellular component (GO): intraciliary transport particle B; ciliary base; ciliary basal body
Molecular function (GO): intraciliary transport particle B binding; protein binding
Source: RefSeq, a predicted model, not a curated record